AUGGCAUGUCGUGUCUAUCGAAACACACGGUUUGGUCUCUUUAGAGAGGACGAAAUUUCCACAACAAAUAUGUCGCGUGACAUUCCAGUGUUCAACGCACAAACUCAACAAACGUCUGGGGGAAUCAUGAGCGGUGGCGGACACAACAUACGAAGGCUGAAUAUCAUGUCUGUCAAGGGGCAAAAACCUUUGACGUAUAAAGAAGCGCAAAAUGUCCUCAAGAUAAAGCCACAGAAGGAAAUUGAGGGUGGGGAAAUAACUGUUGGAAUGAUAGUCGGCGAGCAACUUCGUCGCUAA
This is a messenger RNA of Psilocybe cubensis, 297 nucleotides long. RefSeq lists its product as uncharacterized. Bases 1 to 297 code for a protein of 98 amino acids. The transcript has 2 exons. Lineage: Eukaryota; Fungi; Basidiomycota; Agaricomycetes; Agaricales; Agrocybaceae. The record is from RefSeq and is a predicted model, not a curated record.